Molecule: messenger RNA, 2108 nt
Organism: Manduca sexta (tobacco hornworm)
Lineage: Eukaryota; Metazoa; Arthropoda; Insecta; Lepidoptera; Sphingidae
Product: cytochrome P450 CYP12A2
Exons: 10
Coding region: 47-1579 (510 amino acids)
Molecular function (GO): iron ion binding; heme binding; oxidoreductase activity, acting on paired donors, with incorporation or reduction of molecular oxygen
Source: RefSeq, a predicted model, not a curated record
UUGUUUGUUGCCGGUAGUUUAUUAUACUGCGAGUGAUCGACGCAAGAUGUACUUGAAUGGAGUGCGAAUUUUUAGCUCGCGAUUAAUAGCGGCUCCACACUUUGUACGGAGUUUCACCGUGAACAGCACAGCGGGCAUAGUAGAAGAAAGAACUGCUCAAGUCAAGUCAUGGAAGGAGAUCCCGGGUCCUUCAUCUUUGCCCUUGCUUGGGUCUCUGCACCACUUCCUGCCCGGUGGCACGUUCUACAACUUAGACGGCACUGACUUCACUCGCAAACUGUACCAGAACUACGGACCCAUCGUGAAACUUGAUGGGAUGGUCGGCGUGAAUAUGUCAAUAUUCCUAUUCGAUGCGGAGAGCGUUUCACAAAUUCUCCGCGGUGAAAACUCGAUGCCAAUUCGUUCCGGAUUCCCUUCACUGGAAUAUUACAGAAAAUACUACAAGACAAGUAAAGAUCCUGAAGAGAAACUAACGGGACUUCUUACAGAACAUCUUCAACCAUGGAAGGAAUUCCGCUCCGCCGUGAACCCCGUGAUGUUACAGCCGAAAACUAUAAAACUGUACACAACUGCAAUAGACCAGGUCGCCCAGGAUAUGAUCGCCAGAAUGAGAUCAUCACGUGACGAAUACAAUAUGCUGCGUGGGAAUUUCGACGUAGAGAUGAAUCUUUGGUCUCUGGAGUCCAUCGCUGUAGUGGCUCUCGGUACACGGCUGAAUUGCUUGGACCCGACACUGAGUGAUGACUCGCCAGCUAAGAGACUAAUCCAGUGCGUCCAUGACUUCUUUUCUAUCGCCGAAGACUUGGACUUCAAACCAAGCAUAUGGAAGUACAUCGCAACACCAAAAUUCAAAAAAGCGAUGAAACUUUACGAAGAACAUGAAAAACUAUCAAUAUAUUUCAUUCAAAAAGCAAUGAAAGAAUUAAAAGCAAACAAAGGAAAGUCGAGCGACGAGAAGGGCGUACUUGAAAAGCUGAUGGAUAUCAAUGAACAGUACGCAUACGUUAUGGCCGGUGAUAUGCUAUUCGCUGGUGUGGAUACGGCCGCUUACACCAUGACAGCCACGCUGUACCUCCUCGCGACGAACCCAGAGAAACAACAGAAACUGAGAGAGGAAGUGCUAUCACAAUCAGAAAAGAGACCUUACUUGAAAGCGUGCAUCAAAGAAGCCAUGAGGUUAAUGCCAGUGGUGCCUGGUAACAUAAGGAAAACUACCAAAGAGUACAACGUACUUGGCUACCACAUACCGAAAAACAUGGAAUUGAUUUUCUCUCAUCAAGAAAUGUCAGUGAUGGAGCAAUACUACCCGAGACCUAAAGAGUACAUCCCAGAACGUUGGGUGGCCGAUAAAGACGACCCUCUGUACCACGGCAAUGCCCAUCCUUUCGCUCAAUCUCCAUUCGGCUUCGGAGUUCGCAUGUGUAUAGGUCGUCGCAUCGCAGAGCUGGAAGUGGAAACGUUCCUUGGGCGGAUCGUGGAGAACUUCAACGUGGAGUGGUUCGGACCUCCUCCGAAAGUAGUUCAAACCGCGCUUAAUUACUUCAAGGGACCUUUUAAUUUUAUUUUCAAAGACGUUUGAGGGGCUCAUUAUUUCAACUCGAUAUUUUAUUUCACUAUUGAUAUAUUUUGUUAAAUUAAAAACAUUAUAUUAUAUGGGAAAAUAUCGAACCUGAGUAACUCAGACCUUACAUUAAACGAGUUAAAAAGUUUUUCGGAUAGAACUUGACAAUUUUGAAUAGCCACAUUGAUAGAUUUUUGUAGUACAUUCUUGAAGUCAUUGUGUCGGUCACUUUUUCUGCAUGACUGAUUUAAUUACCCAACAGUGUCAAAUGGUUAGUUUGGAAAUCUUUUGGCGAGACCUGUGUUGAAUAUUAAUCACGCUGUGAACGAUGAUGAUUAUAAAUUGGUAUUUUAUAUGCCGUCGUAAGGAUGUAUUUUUAUACUUUUAUUUUAUUAUUAAAGUAGCGUGAACUAAUGUGGCCCGUUUCCAUCGAAGCCCGGUUUUCAAAGAUUCUACUUAAUCUUUAGGAAUUAUACGUACGGGUUUAUGCACCUGGGACCAUACAAUUAUUAUUUUGAAUAAAUUUAUUAGUAGCCAUGGCCAAGUU